AUGUUCACUAUCCAGAACUUUCACUCCAUCGACCCCUUUGCUGUUGCAAGUAAGGGUGAUGACCUGAUGCCUGUGGGAACAGAGGAUUAUAUCCAUAAAAGAAUUCAACAGUGCAACAGCAGGAAGACCCUGACCACUGUCCAAGGGAUCGCUGAUGAUUACAACAAAAAGAAACCAGUGAAGGCAUUUAGAAAGAUAUUUGCCUGCAAUAGUACUAUGACUGAGCAUUCAGAAUAUGGAGAAGUGAUUCGGCUCCAGGGUGAACAGCACCAGAACAUAUGCCAGUUCCUUAUAGAGACUGGACCAGCUAAGGACAACCAGCUGAAGGUUCAUGGGUUUUCAGUGCUUGUGGCUCACAGAAACUUAAGUGAGGUUUUCCUUGCAAUUAAUAGAAAAAUCCCCACCUCUUUGUCACAAGUUUAA
Molecule: messenger RNA, 423 nt
Organism: Echinops telfairi (small Madagascar hedgehog)
Lineage: Eukaryota; Metazoa; Chordata; Mammalia; Afrosoricida; Tenrecidae
Product: eukaryotic translation initiation factor 1-like
Exons: 1
Coding region: 1-423 (140 amino acids)
Biological process (GO): translational initiation
Cellular component (GO): eukaryotic 43S preinitiation complex
Molecular function (GO): translation initiation factor activity; ribosomal small subunit binding; RNA binding
Source: RefSeq, a predicted model, not a curated record